GCUCGAGUUACACGGAUUAAGGCCCCGUGCAGUGCCGGUCGGGCUCCGCUUACACGAUAACGUGCCGUCCGUCCCCGCUGCCGCCGCGCGGAGUUGCAUUCUCACAUUAUCUCUCAUCCCAGGAUAUAUCACAUCACCACGACACACACUCACCGACCGUGCCAUCACAAACUCGCCAGGGCAUCUUUCAACGCGCCCUUCCCCUCUCCUCAUCCACUACCCUCAGGGAAGAAAAGAAAAGACACGCAUACGGACAUACAUACACGCCAAGCAUGACACGCAGCCCGCCGCCCCCCGACCCGUCCCUCCCGCGCAUCCUCUGCCUCCACGGCGGCGGCACCAACGGCCUCGUCUUCCGCAUGCAGUGCCGCGGCCUCGUCGCCGCCCUCAAGCCGCACUUCCGCUUCGUCUUCGCCGAGGGGCCCUUCGCCUCGGACCCGCACCCGGCCAUCGUCGCCGUCUACGGCGACUGCGGGCCCUUCCGGAGCUGGCAGCGCUGCCGGGACGACGACCCCGCGGUCACGGCCGACGAGUCCGCGGACAAGAUUGCGGCCGCGUGUCGGGCGGCCAUGGAAGCCGACGACGACGAUGAACACGAGGGCGGCACCGGCCCGUGGGUCGCGGUGCUGGGAUUCUCGCAGGGGGCCAAGAUGGCGGCGAGCCUGCUCUGGUCGCAGGAAAGGCUGCGGCGCGAAGACGAGGAGGACAACGCUGCGACGACGACAGGCACGAGCAUAAGAACGAAGACGACGAAGGCGGCUACAGCGACACGUCCUUCGCUGCUGGCCGACUUCAAGUUCGGCGUCCUCAUCGCAGGCAGCCCACCAACCGUAUCGCUCGACACGCGCGUCCGGGCUCCCAUCCCGCGCUUCUCUAUCGACGCGCAACGCUCGCUGCUCAACCUCGCCGAGUGGCCCGCGUCGAGCAGGGGCGAGCACGCGCUGCGCACGACGCCGACGGUGCACGUCCACGGCGUGCUGGACCCGGGCCUGGCGCGGCACCGGCGGCUGCUGGCGGCGUACUGCGCCGAGGGCACGACGCGGCUCGUUGAGUGGCAGGGCGACCACCGGCUGCCCAUCAAGGCGCCCGACGUGCAGGCCGUGGCGGAUGCGGUGAUGGAGGUUGCGCGGGAGACGGGUGCUAUUCUAUACUGAAGAGGAGAUCCCGCGUGAAUAUAGAAUGGCCGGCCGUGUACGAGUGAGAGGCAAAGAUAGGGUGGGCUCUCUCUCUCUCCUCCCCUACUUUGCAUAUUGCGGCAUUAGAUGGACGUUACUGAGACCAGUGCUGCCAAGUAUCAGCUACUACUAUAGAUUGUGUUGAACUACGCGCAGCUGCUCUUUUGAAUCACAUCGGUCAAAGUGAUGAGCGGCCAGACGCCAUCAUCAUGCCUUUCUUUCCUACCGCCUUGUGCCACCCAUCCUCGGACGGCCUUGUGCACCACCAACCUCAAUAUGUACGUAGACACGCCCGCAACGGGAAGACGGGCGCUGGCCCCCCCUUCCUUUUGGCCACAUCUUGAUGUGACAACAGCUCCAGCCAAGACCCAGGAGAGGCGCAACGAGUUCCGUCGACAGCUCAGGUAACCCCG
Molecule: messenger RNA, 1588 nt
Organism: Purpureocillium takamizusanense
Lineage: Eukaryota; Fungi; Ascomycota; Sordariomycetes; Hypocreales; Ophiocordycipitaceae
Exons: 1
Coding region: 273-1154 (293 amino acids)
Biological process (GO): secondary metabolite biosynthetic process
Cellular component (GO): nucleus; cytoplasm
Source: RefSeq, a predicted model, not a curated record